AUGCAUAUCUUUGAACACGAGGAUUAUAUAAUUAUAUGUUUGAACGGAGUUUUGGCUCUUGCCGCAGCAGUAACUAAUUUUCUUUUCGUCCUUGCAAUCCUUAAGACGCCGUCCUUACACACACCAUCCAACAUUCUUCUCUGCUUCUUGGCUUUCUCGGAUUUUGGCGUUGGUUUUGUCGUUCAGCCGUUGUUCAUUACAAGCGCAGUUGUUUCUCAAGAGCGGAUGCAUUUCUUUCUUAACUCGAUGACUAUUGCAAGUAUUUUGCUUUAUGGAGCAUCAGUCAUGACCAUGACUGCGAUUGCAGUUGACCGAUACCUUGCUCUGGUGCUACAUCUACAGUACCGAACCAUUGUGACUGUAAGUCGAACUAUAAAAUUCAAACUGAUUCUAUUCUUUUUAGCCCUAUGUGGGUAUUUCUUACGCUUUGCGUUACCGACAAACCUUAGAUACAUAUUUAUAAUUAUCGGCAUACUCUUCUGUAUUUUUAUCUCAUCUUUUUGCCAUAUAAAAAUUCAAAGAAUUGUGAGACGGCAUCGCAGGCAAAUAAUUGACCAAGCGAUGGCAAUAGCUAACCAGUUUCCUUCGUCCUUUGUGCCGCCUUUAAGACAAGGCAAGUCCAUCACCACAAUGUACUAUAUCAAUGGACUCUUCGUUAUUUGUUUACUGCCUUAUCUCAUUGGAGUAGCUUUAUUAUUGCAGUAUGGAGAGCUUCCAAGCGUCAUAAUUUACAGAUAUUGUGCGUGGAAUAUUCUAACAUUGAAAUCUGCGCUCAACCCCUUUUUGUACUGUUGGCGUAUGCGGGACACAAAAUGUGCUAUCAAGACAUUAGUGAUAUCUGCCAUCAAGAAGAUGUACUGUUGCAAGCGUUAA
Exaiptasia diaphana is the source of this 873-nucleotide messenger RNA. Its product is annotated as melanocyte-stimulating hormone receptor-like. The coding region runs from base 1 to 873 and encodes 290 amino acids. The record is from RefSeq and is a predicted model, not a curated record. Gene Ontology annotation, cellular component: membrane. The transcript has a single exon. Lineage: Eukaryota; Metazoa; Cnidaria; Anthozoa; Actiniaria; Aiptasiidae. Gene Ontology annotation, biological process: G protein-coupled receptor signaling pathway. Gene Ontology annotation, molecular function: G protein-coupled receptor activity.